AUGAAGGAAGCCGUGAUAAUUCCUCUGUUUGAUCACUUUGAACCGAUGAUUGUUGGUUCCUUACCUUAUGAGAAGGAUAUUGUUUAUAUUGUAUUCACUACAGGGCAAGGAGACUCUCGAGAUUCUUUUAAGGAGUUUUGGAGGUUUCUUCUUCAAGAAAACUUGGGAAACUCUUGGUUUCUACGAGUUUGCUUUGCAGUGUUUUGGUUAGGUGAUUCCGGUUACCAGAAGUACAAGUUUGUAGCUAAGAAUCUAGACAAAAGAUUACUACAUCUUGGGGCCACAAUCAUUAUCGAGAAAGGUCUAGGAGAUGAUCAACACCCAGCAGGGUAUGGAACAGUAGAAGAAACUCUUGAUCCGUGGAUGCUGCCCUUGUGGAGUAUGGUAUAUCAGAUCAAGCCCAAAUACUUUCCUAAAGGUCCAGAAGGGGCGAUUCUAGACAUAUUUGUUGAUUGGUGUUAUUUGAGAAGGAUCAUUGAUUACUCCCUGUAA
Messenger RNA from Eruca vesicaria subsp. sativa (arugula), 492 nucleotides. NCBI's taxonomy places the organism in Eukaryota, Viridiplantae, Streptophyta, Magnoliopsida, Brassicales, Brassicaceae. The record is from the annotation of a GenBank genome assembly.